AUGGACCUGAGGUGUGCCUGGAUGCUCUGCGUGCUCUGCCUCGUCCUCACCGUCCGAGCCUUUACCCAGGAACGCUUCAAGGAGGCGGUGCUGAAGCAGCUGGGGCUGUCCGAGGUCCCUAAACUUCAUUCGAGAGACUUGGUGGAUGUGGUUAUCCCAGAGCACGUCAAGAGCAAGUACAUGUCCAUGCUGAAGCGGCAGAGGGUGAAGCGCCGAGCCCUGCCGAGCAUCCUCAGGGGCAUCCCGGGAUACACAGGGGAAGUCCUCUACUCCGACACAACCACGCGCCAGAAGCUGGUGUUCGACAUGGAAGGCAGAAUACCCAAAAACAGCGAAGUCACGAUGGCUGAACUGAAACUAUUCAAAAAGCCUGUGGACAGGGCAAACCUUCCUGCCAGGCAGUCCCACAGGCCCGUCUCCAACGCCAGAGUCAGCGUGUACUGGGUGCAGCAGCAGCACGACGGCACCAACAGCACCUCCCUGGUAGAUUCCAGGCUGGUUCCUAUCCGUGAGUCGGGCUGGAAGAGCUUUGAUGUGACCCAGGCCGUGCAUUACUGGCUGCGAAGCAAGGGGCGGGAGCCGAUGCUCCUGGAGGUGCGGAUCGAAGGGGAGAGGCUGGGCAGCCACGCCUCGGAAAUGGCCAAAGCCGUGCGCUUCACCUCGCAGGAGCCCAGGGACAAAGCCCUGGGCAAGCCUGAGCUGGUGCUUUACACCCUCAACUUGGACGACUACGGGAGCUCCGGGGACUGCAGGGAGGAGGCGGCGCUGGGGAAAUCCACCUGCUGCCGGCAGAAGCACUACAUCAGCCUGCGGGACCUGCCCUGGGUCCUGGAGCCGGCGGGGUUCCAGGCGUUCCGCUGCUCCGGGGGCUGCCUGCAGCCGCCCCGCCGCCCCGGCUCCGGGCAGCGCUCCUGCGCCGUGGCCGCCAGCUCGGCGCUGCCCAUCAUCUACCUCGUCAAGAGGGGCAACCACACCGAGAUCGAGGCGGCCGAGUUCCCCAACAUGAUCGUGGAGAGGUGCAGCUGUGUCACGGACGGUGUGGCGCUGGUGUGA
This is a messenger RNA of Camarhynchus parvulus, 1053 nucleotides long. It is a transcript of the gene LEFTY1, whose product is annotated as left-right determination factor 1. The transcript is spliced from 4 exons. NCBI's taxonomy places the organism in Eukaryota, Metazoa, Chordata, Aves, Passeriformes, Thraupidae. Gene Ontology annotation, biological process: SMAD protein signal transduction; BMP signaling pathway. The record is from RefSeq and is a predicted model, not a curated record. Gene Ontology annotation, molecular function: cytokine activity; growth factor activity; transforming growth factor beta receptor binding. Gene Ontology annotation, cellular component: extracellular region. The coding region runs from base 1 to 1053 and encodes 350 amino acids.